AAAGUUGUUCCUCAGUACGGCUGUAAAUACUCGUCUUUCCCCUCAGAAAACAAAUACAGCCUGACUAACAUGUCGUCCUGAGUCUUGAGAGUGGCGUUAUUAUGCAGAGCAGCGGCUACGUCACGUUUUUCUCCAAAUAUUCAGGAUUUUUGGCUGGUUUUGAAUCGCCUACGGGAUAGAGAGUGAAGCUUCCGCGAAGUAUAAAGAGCAACGAGAUGGGAAAUAUGAUACUGAUGGCGCUUCUGCUGGUUCACCUCCCGACAGAGCUGCUGUCCAUCCAGGUGAUUGUUCCAGAGACGGAGAGGAGUACGACUCUGUUUGCCUCUGUGAUCCUGCGCUGCGACUACUCAACUUCAGCGAACCCUCAGGAUGUUCUGGUCACCUGGAAGUACAAGUCCUUCUGUAAAGACCCAGUGCUGGACUACUACUCCACAGGCUAUCAGGCCGCUCUGCAGCUGGGUCAGGACCCCUCCAAUGACUGCCCGGACCGCCAGCGCACAGUCCGCACAGUGAUCCAGAAGAGGGGCAUUAAUGAGCCCAUGCUGGGUGCGGAAUACAGAGAACGCAGAAUUACCAUUCAGAACAAGGCUGACCUGGUCAUCACUGAGGUGAUGUGGUGGGAUAACGGCGUGUAUUUCUGCAGCAUUGAUGCUGCUGGUGACACGACAGGGGACUCGGAUCGGGAAGUCAAACUCAUCGUGUACCACUGGCUGACUGUCCUGUUAAUCAUCAUCGGUGCUCUCCUGCUCAUCAUGCUCCUGUGCAUAUGUUGCUGUCAGUGCUGCCCGCAGAAGUGCUGCUGCUAUGUCCGCUGCCCGUGUUGUCCACAGACAUGCUGCUGCCCGGAAAAAGCUGUGAUGCAGCACAGGAUGCUGCGAGAGGCUCAGAAGGCCAUGACUCCUUGGAUGAAUGGUCAGCCCAUUUAUGCUCCCAUUAGCUCCAAUGCCUCCUCCCAGGGCGUUCCCAUACUGUAUUCAGGCUCGUACUCAGACUACCCUGCCAAACAGAACUUUGCCAUGGCUCCCAUGCAGCUUCCACCCAUGGCCCUGCAGCAGCAGCCGCCUCCUCCUCCUCCGCACCAUGUGAACGGCAGUGUGCGUGGCAGCAUUCAUGGCACCGGACAGGUGUUGGACUACCUGGAGAACCAGAUGAGGGGGCUGGAUGUGGUGGCACCUCAAAUGGCUCAUUACGGUGUCCAAAAUAUGCUCCCAUUACAACCCCAGCACCAGCCGUCUCCUCCAGCAGUUCCCUACACACCUGGGCCCCCGAGUAUGUUGUCAGCCCUGGAUGAGAUGGGGGUAAGAGGGGUGGAGAGAAGGGUGAUCACCCUGCCUCCUAUUAUCCAGCGUGUGCCCAGCUUUUCCUCACGCAGGGGGCCUGGAGGAGGAGAUGGAGCCAGAGGUGGUCCCAGAAUAUCCAGCCAGUCCAGUGGGAGUACAAACCGCCCUGGAGGAGGCCUCCACCGCAACAGUCGUGGCUAUAGAGACAGCUCUCCUCCCAGACGAGGGAUCCUGCGUGAUAACAGCGAUGACUCCGAUUGGGAGAACAGGCGAGGAAGAGUGCCACACAGGGGUUCGAGGAACGAGAGAGGAGGCUCGGCCAGGAGGAGAGGAGGUGGAUCCAGACCACGUACUCAUAGUCGUGACGACCUGGUGGAGGAGCUGCACAGCAGAGCAGCUCGGAGGGAGAGGAGCUAUUCACCUCCUCAGCGUCGCAAAGGAUCCUGGAGCUCAGAUGAGGAGGACAGCAGGAGAAGAAAAGGAGGUAAAGAGAAGGAUUGGCCAGAGAACCCACCCAGUUACUUCUCCAUAGAGAACCAGCCUGGACGUAGUAACGGCCAGAGGAACUACAAACACCUUUCUGAUGGAAGCUCCCGUAGCAGCACCAGCGUAGUCAUCUGAAGCAUUUCUGUCUUUUUUUUUUUUUUAAUACCUUUUCCUGAAUGUUUCCCGAACGGUGAAAAUGAAGACAAACAGUAGGUACCUUAAUCUGCCACAAGGAUAUAGUUGUUGUGAAAUGUGAUAGUGAGUCCUGUAUGGAUAUACUUUUACUCUGUAUGUAUGUAAUUGCAACAAAAAAAACAUAAUUGAAAUGUAUGAAAAAAAAGCUGUUCAGUUGAGGCUAUACGUUGCAGAUAAUAUGCAGUUAGUUAUAUUAAGCCUGGUCUCUUGUUAUUGAGAUGAUCAAUGUGUGCGAUUCUUCUUCUGCGGUAUUCAAUGGUGUAAUUCAUAUGUGUGAUUUCCUUCUGGUGAUGGAUUAACGUAACCUUUCGGUGUUUGUGAAGAAAAUGUUUAACAGUUUCAACAAGCAGAUUGCUUCAUACUGUGAGAUGUUGUGGGUUAUUUAGGUUUAUCAUUGUGAACAUAUGUGUGUUUUGCAGAGACAGAUACAGUGUAUAUUUGAUUUUUUUUAAACAUUUUUUUAUUUUUUGCAUAAUUUCUUGUACUAUUUAAAGUGUCUUUAUCCAUUAUAACAUUAUUAGACAGUGACAGCAAUUCAAAGCACGCUGCAUGGACAGUGGUAGGACAGUUGGGAAGCUCUUAUUGUACCUACUGGAUGAAUACCAACAUAUAGUUGUGAUUUUCAUUAAUGUUUGCUUUUUUUACAAACAUGAAAAGAGAUGUACUGUGAUGAAAUUUGUAUGUUUUAAAUAAACCUUUUUAAGAUAAAA
This is a messenger RNA of Siniperca chuatsi (mandarin fish), 2671 nucleotides long. RefSeq names its product immunoglobulin-like domain-containing receptor 1. NCBI's taxonomy places the organism in Eukaryota, Metazoa, Chordata, Actinopteri, Centrarchiformes, Sinipercidae. Gene Ontology annotation, molecular function: high-density lipoprotein particle receptor activity. The record is from RefSeq and is a predicted model, not a curated record. Bases 216 to 1901 code for a protein of 561 amino acids. Gene Ontology annotation, cellular component: plasma membrane. The transcript has 8 exons.